AUGAAUCUACGACCCCUCCCUGACCGGAAAAUCUUCAUCGCAUUCUGUCUCCUUGCUCUCAUCGGCGCCGGCCUCGUCGUCUUCACCUUCCUCGGCGAUGACACCACCCACCUCAUCUGCACCGGAUCCUUCGACAACUUCCAAUCCGCGGCGGCCACGUUGCAACUCCGGGCCAUUCUCCACUACGCCACCUCCAAAACCGUCCCCCAACAAUCGGUCGACGAGAUCUCCAUCUCCUUCAACGUUCUUAAAUCCAUCGCUCCCUGCAACUUCCUCGUUUUCGGUCUCGGCCAUGAUUCUCUCAUGUGGGCGUCGCUUAAUCCCGGCGGCGUAACUUUAUUCCUAGAAGAAGAUCCCAAGUGGGUCCAUUCGGUUAUCAAAGACGCACCGGAUCUCAAAGCGGUUACCGUUAAGUACCGGACACGUCUUUCUCAAGCCGACCAACUUAUGAACACAUAUCGAUCGGAACCUGAAUGUGCUCCGAGCAAAUCUUACCUCCGAGGGAACACGCGGUGCAAGUUAGCACUGACAGGGUUGCCGGAUGUGGUGUAUGAUAAGGAGUGGGAUAUUAUAAUGAUUGACGCUCCGAGGGGUUGGUUUGCGGAGGCGCCGGGAAGGAUGGGGGCGAUUUACUCGGCGGCUGUAAUGGCUAGAAAUCGGAAAAAGGGGGGCGUAACACACGUGUUUUUGCACGAUGUGGAUCGGAAGGUGGAGAAGGCCUAUGCGGAAGAGUUUUUGUGCCGGAAGAAUUUGAAAGAUGGUGCAGGACGGUUGUGGCAUUUUGAGAUACCGGCGGCGGCGGCGGCAGGGAAUGUUACCGAAGGGAAGGGUGGCACUAGUUUUUGUUAGGACGAUGAACCACCGUAGUUAUGGUGGUCUGGCGGUUCAGCCUGUUAGUAUC
Cynara cardunculus var. scolymus (artichoke) is the source of this 901-nucleotide messenger RNA. RefSeq names its product probable methyltransferase At1g27930. The record is from RefSeq and is a predicted model, not a curated record. Gene Ontology annotation, biological process: xylan biosynthetic process. The transcript has a single exon. Bases 1 to 849 code for a protein of 282 amino acids. Lineage: Eukaryota; Viridiplantae; Streptophyta; Magnoliopsida; Asterales; Asteraceae.